Molecule: messenger RNA, 890 nt
Organism: Thermothelomyces thermophilus ATCC 42464
Lineage: Eukaryota; Fungi; Ascomycota; Sordariomycetes; Sordariales; Chaetomiaceae
Exons: 2
Coding region: 98-820 (240 amino acids)
Source: RefSeq, a predicted model, not a curated record
CAGAUUUCACUAGCUGCGCUUCGCACGAAACGACCCGUCUCUAGAUCAGGUCCAUCUGAAUCAUCACAACUCGCUGCCGUUAGCCCAAACUUCAGCCAUGGCCGACCCCGCGUUCAGGCCCGCGCUGCUUGUUGUUGACAUGCAAGAGGACUUUUGCCCUCCGAAUGGCGCCCUCGCCGUGAAUGAAGGGCGGGACAUCGUCCCACUGAUCAACGAGCUCCUCGCCCUGCCGUCGUCGACGCUCCCGCUCAAGAUUGCCACCAAGGACUGGCACCCGCCGGACCACGUCUCGUUCGCGAGCAACCACGGCGGUGACGACGGCCCGCCGAAGCGGCCCUUCGUCGACACCGCGACCGUCACCAACCCGCACAACCCGGCCGAGUCGUACACGACGCGCCUCUGGCCGGUGCACUGCGUCCAGUCGACCGCGGGGGCCCGCCUGGUCCCGGAGCUGGACGCCGCGCGGCUCACGCACACGGUCGAGAAGGGCACCGACCCGCGCGUCGAGAUGUACAGCGCCUUCUACGACCCGCUCACCCGCCCGCGCGUGUCCGACAGCGGGCUCGCCGACCUGCUGCGCGCCCACGCCGUCACCCACGUCUACGUGGUCGGGCUGGCCGCCGACUACUGCGUGCGCUGCACCGCCGAGGACGCCGUGCGCGAGGGCUUCGUCGCGUACGUGAUCGAGGAGGCGACGAGGGCGGUUGACCCCGACGGGUGGGAGGGGUGCAAGCGGGAGAUGGAAGGGGUGGGCGUGAGGAUUGUGACGUGGGAAGGGCCGGAAGUGAGGAGGUUGUUCGAGGGGGGACAAGAGAAGUGAUAGGUUAGUUACCUCGACAGAAAGUGGAAUAAUUAUGUUGUAAAAAAAGCGAAUCGGGUCACACCCUUCU